Messenger RNA from Hansenula anomala, 1278 nucleotides. RefSeq lists its product as uncharacterized. The coding region runs from base 396 to 854 and encodes 152 amino acids. The transcript has a single exon. Gene Ontology annotation, biological process: regulation of translational initiation. Gene Ontology annotation, cellular component: cytoplasm. The record is from RefSeq and is a predicted model, not a curated record. Lineage: Eukaryota; Fungi; Ascomycota; Saccharomycetes; Phaffomycetales; Wickerhamomycetaceae.
UUCACUCAGUUCAUAAACUGUACACCAGAGUUAGUUUCACUCCCUUUCCAAUUCCUCCAAAUCACUCACCUGCAAUUCCACCAGAUGCCAAAUCAGACACUAGUAUUCUCAUCUUUCUUCAACUUCCUGCUUUUAUUAUCUGAUUCUUUAUUGUUCAUGAAAUGGCAUCAAAAUGUAUUGUUCCAUGGUGUAAACAAAACCAAAAUACCCAAAUUUACCCUGAACUCACCGAGAGCGUAUAAGUUUCUUCCUAACUCCAACGGGUUUAACACAUUUAUAUAUUCAGUUCUAUGCCAAAGAAAUGCCCAGGAUCUCGAUACGACAAUUCCAUAAAAGUGUCAAGAGAGUAUGUUAAACUUAUAGCCUUUUUAUCAGAGAAGUGACUAACAAAUCAGAUGAUUAAUUGGAAUGAAUCUGAAGUUUUAAUAGAUAGAAAAUCAAAAUUUCAAGGUCGUGCUACAAUAAUUAAGCCUGGCCAGGAUAUAAACAAACUAUUGGAGGACUUAGUGGCCAAUGACAAAUCAUUGCAAAAGGCUAGUCACAAGACAAUGCAUGCUUGGAGAACAGGUACUGAGGAUGUAAAACUGGGUAAAAUUAAUCCAACUAAUCAAGGUAUGAGUGAUUGUGGUGAGAGUGGUGCUGGUGUUCGAAUUAUGACAUUGUUGGAGAGGUCUCAUUUGAUAAAUGUUUUGGUUGUGGUGACUAGAUGGUAUGGUGGUACUGCGUUAGGGCCUGCGAGAUUUAGACAUAUUACUACUGUAGCUGUGGAAAGUUUGAGGAAUGGUGGAUUUUUGAAAGUUGAAGGUGAUGAUCAUGAAAAGACUACAAAGAAGAAGUCUAAAAAGAAGAAGUGAAGGGGAUUAUUAAAAUACUGUCAUUGUUGGUAUUAUAGAUUUCUUGCGGAAAUUGAACCUUGUUAAUGGUGUGAUUUCAUAUCCAUGCGGUGUUGAUGAGAUCCUGUAUGUCUUUAUUGAUCCUGUUCCUCCAAUGAAUAAGAUAUAAUCAUCAUCACCAUCGUGAACUAAUUCCAUUGAAGCCAUUGGACCAGUUUCUAUAGUGCCCUGCCAUGUUUGAAGUAUCUUGAAGCUUUUUAUCUCUAUCAAAUGAACAUUACCAAAAGAGUCCAAUGUCAAGAUAUUAUGAUCACCAAUUUCAAACAUUUUAUUGACAGUUAUUUCCAAUACAGAUAAUGGACACAUUGAAAUAGUUGUAUCAAACAACAUCAAUUUCCCAAACUUACUAGCAAGAACCAAUUUUAUCUUUCUUGGUGAAGUUGGA